Molecule: messenger RNA, 1515 nt
Organism: Lachancea lanzarotensis
Lineage: Eukaryota; Fungi; Ascomycota; Saccharomycetes; Saccharomycetales; Saccharomycetaceae
Gene: AMN1
Product: LALA0S04e04214g1_1
Exons: 1
Coding region: 1-1515 (504 amino acids)
Biological process (GO): SCF-dependent proteasomal ubiquitin-dependent protein catabolic process
Cellular component (GO): SCF ubiquitin ligase complex
Source: RefSeq, a predicted model, not a curated record
AUGCUCCCAUCUGACACCUCUCUCAAGGGCUCUUUCAAAAGGUCAAGAGAAAUCUCAGACUCCAAUUGGACAUGCAAACCGCCUUCCAAAAAAUCAUCCAGCGUUACCACAGCAUACACGGCUGACUCUCAUAGUGCUCCCAAAUACAAAUCCGGUUGUGACUCUCCCAUCACGUCUUUGAAAAAUCUCACACCGUUGGCUACGCCUACCAAGAAUUCACCAUCUUUCGAGGACAAAGACAAUUUCGGCAGGUACCAAAGCAGCUCCAAUCUCGAAACGCACUUCUCCGAUCUCAAAUUAUGCAUACCGAACAAAAGUCACCAAGCUAUAUUCAAAGAUACCAAGAUAGGUUACCGCGAAUUUACUGCCAACACGAGUCAUCCCAUAUUCCGCACAGCUGAGAUCGUAGACAAAAUCCUUCGAUUUGUCGACUCCGAAGCUACAAUACCGCGGGAGAAAACAAGACAUAGACGCAAACCUCAAGCUUUCAGCCAUGCUUUAUUGUUGUGCGACGGUGACGAGGCCAGGGCAAAAAAAAUGUGGAAUGAGUGCAAUCGAUCCAGCGCUGAACCGGCGGUUAGCAAUUCGCCCAGGCUACAUAGUUGCAUUCAAGUCAACAAAAUGUGGCACAGAAUCGCAUUAAGCAUUAUUACGGAAAACCUUUAUUUCACCGACUCCAAAAAAAUACGCAAGCUUGCGGGCAAUGUGUCGAAACUCCGGAACCGGCUGUCAAAACCCUCUGCAUUUGUUCUCCAUAAGCUGAGUAAGCUUGAGCAAACCGAGCUAAAUGCUUUCAUCCCCAUCGUGUCAUCGGAACGCUUAAAAUGGCUUGAAUUUUACAUCUGCCCUAAGAUUAUUCCACCCAUUCCAUUGUUCUACCGCUCUCAGAAUCUGGAAAAGCUAGUUUUGCCCGGAAACCAGUUUUUAGACGAUAAAUUCUUGAUGACGAUUGCGCCCUAUUUGACAAAGCUCAAGAUACUCGAUUUGCGCGCCUGUGACAAAAUAAGUGAUUGCGGCGUCUUAUCAAUCGCAGCGAAUUGUCCGAAUCUCAAGAUCUGCAACCUGGGGAGACACCGAAAUGGGAAAGCAAUCACCAGUGUAUCAAUGGUUGCCCUGGCGCGGAACACAAAAGUUGACACAGUGGGCGUGGCGGGAUGUCACAUAACAGACGCUGGCGUCUGGGAGCUUGCUCUUCAUCUUGGUCCUCGCAUCAGAAGAUUGUCACUCAACAAUUGCCAGUUGCUCACAGACAAUUCGGUACCCACUUUACUUGCUCUCGGCUACUUCCCGCAGCUCUCUGUUCUUGAAAUCCGCAACUUAGAUCGGCUCACCAACGUGCUGCCCAUUGUCAAUUUCGUGCGAUCCAAGAGAUCCCAGGGUAUUCCUCUGUUGGUAGAAGGAGGCGAGAGAAUUGAUUCGAUGAUGAUAGAGGCCGAACAUCGAUUGGAUCAGCAGGAGUCUGCUCAUAUUCUUGCCGCUUUUACUGAUUGGGUCAACGAAGACGACAUGCUGUAG